AUGGGACGCGGUCUGGAAGUGGAGGAGGAUGGUGGAGUGAAGAGUGUCGGAUGGGCAGGGAGAGGCGCGCGUCGGGCGGUCGGGCAAAGUUUAACCACCUUAUUACGUUUAUCUCAUCCAGCGCUCAUAAUUAAGGCGAGUGGCAUUAAGUCACCAGCGGUCCCUCGGGUGUCGCAAUGGCAGCACGUGGCGUCACCGUCACCCCCCUCCCACCCCCCCAUCCCCCAACACCCGGCGGCUCCCCGUCCGAAACAGGUGCGGCCUCCAAUUAGCAGCGCGUUUGACUCGGAUACGACU
This is a messenger RNA of Iphiclides podalirius (scarce swallowtail), 297 nucleotides long. Lineage: Eukaryota; Metazoa; Arthropoda; Insecta; Lepidoptera; Papilionidae. The record is from the annotation of a GenBank genome assembly.